CCCUGCUACCAUGUCCCUGAUGCUCAACAACGCCUAUCAAGGAGGGAAAGCCUACGGAUUACUGAAAGCCAAGCAGGAAGGGCGGCUGGAGGAGAUCAACAAGGAGUUUCUCUGUGACCCGAAGUUUAGUGAUGAAGAGAAUUUGGAGGAAAAGCUUGCAGUUUUUAAAGAAAAGUACAUGGAGUUUGACCUGAAUAACCAAGGUGAAAUUGAUCUCAUGUCUGUGAAAAGGAUGAUGGAGAAACUGGGAGCCCCAAAGACCCACCUGGAGCUGAAAAGGAUGAUUUCUGAAGUGACCGGAGGGGUCAGCGAUACCAUCUCUUACCAGGACUUUGUCAAUGUGAUGCUUGGGAAACGGUCAGCUGUUCUCAAGCUAGUGAUGAUGUUUGAAGGGAAAGCCAACGAAAGCAGCCCAAAGCCUUCGGGUCCCCCUCCUGAGAGAGAUAUUGCCAGUCUUCCUUGAAAAGCCAAACUGGUCCAUUGCCCAUGAUUCCCUUGGGCUGUACCCAGGGCUUCCUGCUUUCUUGCUUCUACGUCGGACAGUCUUAGAAAGCCAUCACUAACCUGCCUUAGCAAAAAGGAAAUGACAAGGGAAGUUCCAGGGACCUUUCCCAGAAGAGUCCCUAUGUAGCCAUUGUUUUUUUACAGACUGCAUCUGAAUAGCCAGCUCUGUCUCUCCCAGAGACCUGUCAGUA
Euleptes europaea (tarantolino) is the source of this 695-nucleotide messenger RNA. It is a transcript of the gene AIF1L, whose product is annotated as allograft inflammatory factor 1 like. Bases 11 to 463 code for a protein of 150 amino acids. Gene Ontology annotation, cellular component: ruffle membrane; actin filament. Gene Ontology annotation, biological process: ruffle assembly; actin filament bundle assembly. NCBI's taxonomy places the organism in Eukaryota, Metazoa, Chordata, Lepidosauria, Squamata, Sphaerodactylidae. Gene Ontology annotation, molecular function: actin filament binding; calcium ion binding. The record is from RefSeq and is a predicted model, not a curated record. The transcript has 6 exons.